AUGAAUCACUGGACGGUCGCGAAUUUUAUUUGGAUGUAUGGCACAUCACUGUACCUCCAUCACCAACGCCUCUCGGCGCUGGCAGAGACCCUACCAAACGAAUUCCAACGCGUCCGCCGUCGAAGCAUGUACCUAUCGUUAGCCCUACAGAACUUCGGCGAAGCUUUGCGCGAAAUCGAAUUUAAGGACCUUGAGCCUAACCAUCGACGCAACCAAGAUGUACUCGAGAUGGUUGAGAAGGAGUCAAGCGCUCUGUUCGAGGUCGUUCGUGGGAUGCAGGAGCUCAUGAAAAUACCCGAUUCAGGAGUUUGGGACAGUAUCUAUUCAUGGAUUGGCUUCUCCUCACCCCCUAAAGAAUGGCAGAUGAAGAGUGACCGUUUGCUUUCUGAGAUUGAAGAGAUAGGGUUUGCCCUCGAAAGCAUCAACCAUGUCGUCACAGCUUGCAACGCAAGGAAGUUAAGCGAGCUCUCCGACGGGCUUGAACAACUCAAAAUAAGACAGAGCGACACAAUCAAGCGCUUUAGAUUAUGGUUUCAGGGGCAACGGUGGUCCAGGAUUCGCUCUCGCCACGUGAUGACGGCGGAUAUAGGAAAAGACCCAAAGCUUGGAUUCCUUGACGACACAACGGCCGUGAUCCUUGUCGGAGAGAUCGGAAAUGUGGAUAACAUACUCGCGUUCUUCAUCUGGUACGCGAAAGAUGGAAAGAAGACUCGAUUUUACAAAGAGGAAGAGUUAAUCGUUCUAGAGAAAGAUCGAUUAACUCUCGAGUUCCGCAACCCAAAGGGCACGUACAUUCCUCAAAUCGCCUUACUGGCGCCAGUAAUAACAGUUGUUCAGGGACAUAUCUCCUAA
Molecule: messenger RNA, 852 nt
Organism: Cladophialophora bantiana CBS 173.52
Lineage: Eukaryota; Fungi; Ascomycota; Eurotiomycetes; Chaetothyriales; Herpotrichiellaceae
Exons: 3
Coding region: 1-852 (283 amino acids)
Source: RefSeq, a predicted model, not a curated record